GGAACGUGAAGCGUUGGAACCCUAACUCGAGAAAAACCCUCCUCCGUCUCAAUUGCAAGGCGGUAAACCCUAAGAAAGAUCGGCUCUUUCCUCUUCUCGUUGGUUGUUCGUCCGUUCCUAGAAGCUUCACGUUUCCUCGCAAAUGGCGACUGUGCCAGUUAACCCAAAACCUUUUCUGAACAAUUUGACUGGGAAGCCUGUGAUUGUGAAAUUGAAGUGGGGAAUGGAAUACAAAGGUUAUCUCGUGUCAGUAGAUUCCUAUAUGAACUUACAGUUGGCCAACACUGAAGAAUACGUUGAUGGGCAGUUCACUGGAAACUUGGGGGAGAUUCUGAUAAGGUGCAACAACGUUCUGUAUCUACGCGGUGUACCAGAAGAUGAAGAGAUUGAAGAUGCCGAGUGAGCAUGAGCAAAAAAAAUUUCAUGGAUUUCGGUGAGCCACUUCUGUUGGCCUCAUUUGGCACUCGAACAACGGAUGUGCAUUUAGCAACUAAUGUAUACUCAUCUAAAAGCUCAUUAUAAUUUUCUUGUUUGUGUUCCCUUUGUGAUGGAUGCUUGUAGGUCACUUCUUGGUUCAGUCUCUUAUCCAUAAGCUUUACUAUCA
This is a messenger RNA of Musa acuminata AAA Group (dessert banana), 604 nucleotides long. Its product is annotated as probable small nuclear ribonucleoprotein F. NCBI's taxonomy places the organism in Eukaryota, Viridiplantae, Streptophyta, Magnoliopsida, Zingiberales, Musaceae. Gene Ontology annotation, biological process: mRNA splicing, via spliceosome; spliceosomal snRNP assembly. The transcript has 5 exons. The record is from RefSeq and is a predicted model, not a curated record. Gene Ontology annotation, cellular component: U1 snRNP; catalytic step 2 spliceosome; pICln-Sm protein complex. Bases 143 to 403 code for a protein of 86 amino acids. Gene Ontology annotation, molecular function: RNA binding.